AUGGCCUACGCACACUGCGGUAUCUGCAUUUCACAUCAUGCCUUAGAUGCCUUUCGAUUUCUGCCUUGUGGACAUGGAUAUUGUAACACAUGUAUGCGUCAAUUGACGGCCCCAGGAAUACCACGAAUAUGUCCUAUAUGUCGAAAGAAGUUUAGAAGUGGGCAGGAACUCAAGAUCCACGUCGAGCUAUCCGACCCCAGCGACGCAGCUUCAUCCAUCGUGGUUGACCAGAUCAACGCGCUUACCAAGGAUUCCUCUCCGGAAGCCGCCCAGAAGACAACCCAAGAGCUUGAAAAGAUGGUUUUCUAUCAGGCGGAGGAGCUAGACGAGGAAAAGGCUGAGACUAUUGUGCAAGCUAUCAAUAGCUUGAAAGAGCGCAUUGUCCCCGUGUUCUCACUCUGUCAAACAUACAAGCAACGCAUUGGGGCCCUCAAAGUCGACUUAUCGAGAACAGCGCGAGAAAAGCACAGAUUAAUAGACGAGCUGAAAGAGGUCGAGAAACUCAGGCAGAACCUCGAGACGGCGCAGGCCAACUGGCGAAAGGUGUAUGACAAGCUCAAGGCCGAGGAAAAGAUUGCCGCCGACGCUAUGAAGUUAGUAGAGGAGGCAAACAAUAAAGUGAGUGACUUGACGGCAGAGAGGGCGGGGUUGCGGACUCGGAUAGAAGAGGCUGAGGCUAGGAAUAAGAUGCUGGAGAGAUUGCUUGAAAGGCAUGUACAUGAUUCUCAGAAGAAGGCGGAUAAGAUCAACGGACUCAAGCAAGAGAAUAUGGUGUUAAAGGCAGCACAGGACAAACGACAUUCGUCGCCGAUACCAGAGGAAGAUGGAGGAUGGUCGCAGUACGAUUCUCAUCCCCACAUCAUGAAUCCCUCUUCGACACCCAUUCGAAGAACUACACGGAGUAACGCCCCGCAAACGCCCAUGUCACCUGCCGAUCCACUAGACUUUCUUGAGGGGCUGCCGCGCCCAGGAUUUAGGUCUGAAUGGAACCUUCCUAACCCCAAUCCCAAUCCUCGGGGCGUAAAAAGGAAGUCGGAUGGUUUGGUUUUGGAUCGUCGCGGGCACCCGUUGGCGGCGGUCCAGCUUGGGCCAAAAAAAGGUGAUGUAGUGAUAGCUGUUUCUCUCGAUUUCUCUUCGUCCGAGCCUCCUAACCACAAUCUUGAAUCCCCCGCCUGGCCGACAAUGAACUGUAGUAUAUGCCUCGGAAUUUUGAAGGAGCCGGUCUCCAUUCCGUGUGGGCACAUCUACUGCUCCAUCUGUAUCGCAAACUACGUUAACUCCGCGUCCGACGAUGAAGAGGAGGUUAUGCCCAUGUCGACGUGCCCCACCUGUCGUUCUCCAUUUACUCUCUUCACCCCAGAUCUUUCACUUUUGUCGAGGAAAUAUCGACCAUACGUCCUCCCAGGAAUUAGGCGCAUCUACCUCGAUAAUACGCCCCACCAAGAACUACAAAGGAAACUCAGAGAAGCCGAGAAACGGAUAAAAGCACUAGAGAACACCAAGCAAGAUUUACUUCGGGAGUGCGAACGACAUAUGGCAGUCUCAAACGCGCACGCGGAAGGGGAACACCAGGCGCGCAUGGAUCUGAGCGCGGCUCAAGAGGAGUCGAUCGAGUUCCAGGAGGCCGCCCAACAAUGGGAAGCGGAAGCAGACAAUUUAAGGGAAGACCUAGUUGCGGUCACUAAGGAAAGGGAUAUCCUGCGGAAGAAGUAUGAGCGAGGGCGGGCAAUGGCAGAUCAGCGACAAGCAGAGGCAGAAAGGCGUGAAUCUGAGCUGGUCAAGAUGAUCCAGGAUAUGUCAGUCCAAUGUAAAGGGCUUGCUAUGCAGGCCGCCUUGAAGGGGUCAAAUUCUCCAACUGAGCCCAAGCGCAAGCGCAAAAUACUGGUGGCGGAUGGCGCGUCAAGUGAUGUGUCGUCCUAUUCGCGUGGUGCAUCACCCCGCCGUGUUUCGUAUCCGAGUGACGAUCCAUCGGUUCGACCCGCGAAGCGAGCUAAGAAGCCUCUUCCCCGUCGUAGUGUUGGAUCAGCCGAACCAUCGUGGCCAUGUUCUGAAGAUGAUGACGACCCACCACCAUCAUUUCGAGGAAGAGGAAUUAAAGCAGAAGAUAACUACUAA
Molecule: messenger RNA, 2115 nt
Organism: Pleurotus ostreatus (oyster mushroom)
Lineage: Eukaryota; Fungi; Basidiomycota; Agaricomycetes; Agaricales; Pleurotaceae
Exons: 9
Coding region: 1-2115 (704 amino acids)
Molecular function (GO): metal ion binding
Source: RefSeq, a predicted model, not a curated record